This is a messenger RNA of Rhipicephalus sanguineus (brown dog tick), 1621 nucleotides long. RefSeq lists its product as uncharacterized. The transcript has 5 exons. Bases 10 to 1593 code for a protein of 527 amino acids. Lineage: Eukaryota; Metazoa; Arthropoda; Arachnida; Ixodida; Ixodidae. The record is from RefSeq and is a predicted model, not a curated record.
GUGGCCGACAUGUCGUCGUCGCAGCGUUCCUCGCGCAGCGGCGACUCGUUCGGCUCGCUGGGUCGCCCUUCGCCGGAGAGCCAGAGCAGCGCCGUCAUCUCGCUGCUCAGCCACGCGCGCACCCUGCGCGUCCCUUACGGAGAGCAGAAGCGCAUGCUGGCACAGGCCCUGCUGGGAGACCCUCACUUCGCCGAGAGCGGGGAGCUCCUGCAGACCAUGGAGAAAGGAGUGAUGUACCCGGUGAUCCACCUGUACGAGUUGCCAGGACCAUUUGUGCCCAUGGAAGAUCGGCUGCUGGGACACGACCGGCUGGGACCAGACUACGUGCUACACCAAGGUAUCUACGAGGAGAUCCGGCAGCACCUACCGUACGGUCGCAGCGCGUACGCCAGCCCCGACGACCGGCGCACGGCGUACAUCGUGGCCGGCUUCAAGGUUCUCGAGGCAACCUUUCGUGACGUCAUGGAGAACAGCUGGAAAGACUGGACCGGCGCUCGCGCCAUCUACAUCAACCUUGCACACGAGUUCGGCCUGCACCGGUUCUCACUCUACCGCAGAUCCCAACCGACGACCGACUUCAGCACCUUCUCGUACGUUCUGCUCAUCGAGUGCCGGACGGUGACGGCAGACAACGCCCUCCGGCUGCUUGACUUCGUGCAGCGUUUCCGGUCUAGCCGCAUGUCCGGCUACCUGUCCGUCUACAACGCACGCCACCUGGGCCUGGAGAGCUACGCCCGCGGAGGCCCGGAGAUGUUGGUGAUCAGUCCGACUCUGCACGGCCCGUCCGACUGGUGGAAGCAGGUACAAGACGCAGUGGCCACCAGUAGCAACGGGAGCACCUCGGACCUGUCGAGCACCACGUCGGAGUCGGCCAGCUCGGACGACAACCCCAGGCCUCGCGCUACCACCAUUACCACGACCGCGCGCUGCCCGACGGCGCCGUCGAGCGCGACAUCCCACAGGUCGACGACGAGGGUGACCCAGCCGCUGACGGCCGUCGAAGUCGUGUCGACCCAAGACGCGCCCCUGUGCUACGUCGACAACGUCAACGUUAUCACGCUACCAGCCGGCGUCAACCACCACCACAGCAGAAGCAACAAGUGUUCCACCAUGACUCCCAUCUACGAGAACCUCGUGGGGUCGAGUCGUUAUUACCAGGACCACGACACGCACUCCUCCCACAGUUCGCGGUCGCACCGCUCGGGUCGGGGCUCCACGAACGGUUCCUCCACUAAUGGCCUCGGAGAGACGGACCUGUCCUACUCCGUUGAAGAGGAGUCCUAUUCAUCGACUAAUACCGGGAGCGGUUCGGACGACGUGGACUCUUCCGACCAGCGGCGUCCCAGGUCGUCUAGGUCGUCGACGAUGCGUCGGGUCUGGUUCGAAGACUGCGCCCUCUUGGACAACGUCAUCGCCCAGGCGGCCGAGAGGGAGCCGCCGGCUCCACCGGAAGUCGAGCAGUGGGACGACGGCGAUCGACGCUCAUUGGCCAAGGAGUACCUGGCACUGGACGAGAUGCUGCGAAACCUUCAGUGUGCGGAUGAAGUGCCGCCGCCUGAACCCAAGAGCUCGGUCAGGCGGAAACUGUGGUAGAUUGGUGAGGGGUGGUGAAAAGGGGGGG